AUGGAAGAGGUAUUAAAUAACAUCGAAGACACCACAGAUACAGAAAACUCUCCUAUUGCAGGGGCAGAUGUCGUAGAAUGGAAACCAAGAAUAGGUAUGAAGUUUGAAACUGAGGAAGAGGCAUAUGAUUUCUAUAAUUCAUAUGCCGGUCGAGUCGGUUUUAGCAUUCAUAAAGAGUAUUUUAAUAAGAGCAAGAAGACUGGUAAACUGUCAUCGAGAUUGUUAACAUGCUGCAAGGAGGGUUUCAGGGGUGAUGACAUUCGGGACAGUAAUACAAAGACUCCUAGGGCUAAAACACGAACUGGUUGCCUUGCUCGAAUGCUUAUUCAAUGUAGAAUUAGCUACGUUCAGGCCAUUGAUUUGGAAUUGGCUUCUGAUUCAGGAAUAAGCCCUCGCAAUUCAUAUGAGUUGAUGGGAAGGCAAGCUAGUGGACAAGAAUCAGUCGGGUACAUGAAGUUGGAUUUGCUAAACCAUAUAAGGACCUGA
Molecule: messenger RNA, 486 nt
Organism: Cornus florida
Lineage: Eukaryota; Viridiplantae; Streptophyta; Magnoliopsida; Cornales; Cornaceae
Product: protein FAR1-RELATED SEQUENCE 5-like
Exons: 2
Coding region: 1-486 (161 amino acids)
Source: RefSeq, a predicted model, not a curated record